UUGUUUGACAUUGUUGUUGCAGUGGUGUGGUGUAUUUACAUUCAUUGUAGUGAUGUCAUCGUGUUUUAGGGUGUAGCAUUUCUGUAUUCGCUGGUGUAGACACAGUAAAAGUAGAAAAUAUUUUACAAGUAUUAUCAAAUUUAAAAUAUAUGCUCAAAACAAAGAUAUACAGAAACAGGGUCAGGAUUAUAUAUUUCAUUGCAUUUAUCUCUUUGUUAUACAAUGAGUAUCUCAGUUACACAAUGCAUAGAUAUGUUCUCUGGCCAAAUCUUACCUGUGAAACAUCUCAUGAAUGUGUCAGCAUUCUCUUUGUUGCUGAUCCACAAAUUAUUGGUGAACAAUUUGAGAUGCCAUUUCCUAUUGGGACCUUAGCUAGGUGGGACUGUGACAGAUAUUUACGUAACACAUUCACAAGGGCAGUUUCUCAAAUGCAACCUCAUGCAGUCAUUUUUUUGGGUGAUUUGAUGGAUGAGGGAAGUGUGGCUACAAGAGAAGAGUAUCAGCGAUACAUUGAGAGAUUUUUCAACAUUUUCCACACGCCUCAAGAGAUUCAGGCAAUUUACAAUCCAGGUGACAAUGACAUUGGUGGUGAAGAUGACAGUAUAACAGAACAAAAGCUGCAAAGAUAUAAACUGACUUUUAGUCAGCCUGAUCAAAUUGACAUUAAAAACAUUACUGUGUAUAAGGUGAACAGGCUGCUGUAUACGUUUCCACAGCCUGAAUUGCAUACCAAGAGCCUGAAUAGCAAAAUGUCUAUUAUUGCUUCACACAUGCCACUCUUGUUUACACCAAAUGACUUUGUGAGAAAGGUUGUUAAAAAGCUAAAGCCAGAAAUAAUUUUCUCGGCUCAUGAUCACAAAUCAUUGCAUACAACUAUGCAUAUAUUGAGGCCAGGUGAUGACACUGUUAUACAAGCUCUGCUUCCAAGUAGUGGUCCGGUUUGGAAAUUUUUUCUCCAGACGGAAAUAGUACAAGAAAUAAUGGUGCCUACAUGUUCAUACAGAAUGGGAGUGCAGGAUGUAGGCUAUGGUGCUGCCUUGUUUGAUCUCACAGAUAAUACUGUUCUUUACACCGUGCUUUGGCUACCAUAUCGUUUUUAUCACAUCAUAUCUUACAUACUGCUGCUAUUAUUAAUAAUUUUCAAUCUCUCAUUAUCUCUGGUUGCUAAGACAUAUAGAAGAAUAUCAAAUGGAUUUAAGUCUUGCCGAUUUUCAUAUGUUUAGAGAAGAUUAUAAAUUUAUUUUCUUUACAUGCACCAUGAUAUAGCAUGAGUUCUUUUAAACUGCACCAGUUUUUUUGUAAGAACCAGGUAGCAAUAAUAUCGUAACAUCAUUUUUAUGUUGAAAAUGCCCAUAUGAUUACUAUUUGUAAAUGCAUUCUGGUCAUUUGAAGGUAUCAUGUUUUUGUGACAUCCUUCAGUUUCAGUAUUUUUCUCUUUUUUAACAAUGUAUUAUUACUGUAUAAAUUUUAUAAAGCAUUCUGCCUGCAUGAGCUAUCGACUCCAGUAUUAAUACUACUCCUCCAUGCCCCAUUUGCAAGAUUACAUUGGAUACACUGUAUAAUUUAUAAUUCUCUGUUCAAAAUUUCUGUGUUUUCAUGUAUUUGUGUCAUGGAAGAAUACAGGGUCCAAUAACAUUUUUAAUGAGCACAAUUCAGAACACCUACAGUUAGAGUAUUUCUUUUUCUUUCACUCUUUUUUUAUUUUUCUCCAGUCAUGCAAGAACCAAACAAAUCAGUGCAUUAAACAGUAGAUUAACUAAAUGAGAAAAAAACAUAAAAUAAAAAAUAAAGGAAAUACUGUCAGAUUAUAUCAUUUGUUCAUUUGAGGGAACUAUAUUUCCUUUGAGUUAUAUACUGCAAUUCACCAACUGCUAUUAAUAAAGUAAUGACUAAGUACAAAGUGAAAAUUCUAGGUUAUGUACAAAGUUAAUCCUAUAAUUUUUUUUUUUUCUGAUCAGUUCCUAAUUUUCAUGACUUGACUGUUUCCAUGUCGUAAUGUGGUGAAUUUAUAUUGUAUGGUAUCAAUGAAAUAACAUAUCCAGUAUUAUUAUAAUGUAAGAAAGUUUUAUAAAUAUUACGAAUAAUCUAUUGAAAAUGUAUGUACACUAAUUUUGAUUUUAGGUUGACAUAUGUCACUGCAGGCGAAAGAUUGCCCACAUUGUACUUAUACUUUACUCAUCAACAGUUGAGUAUUCUAAAUGUGAAAUAACAUUUGGUUCAUUAUUAAUUUGGCUUAUCAAUUUCUCUCUACUUGCCUUGUUUCACAACAGCAAAGCUAUCCAGUUUUAAAGUAUGUGGAAUCCUGCCAAGGCUGCUUAAGGCCUUUCAGAUAUUUGAUUUGAUAAUUGUAUUUUGAAAGCAUGACUUGACUGUAGUGCAGCAGCAACUAAUAGUUGUAGUUUGGUUAUUAUUGUAUUCCAGAACAUUUUUCGAGUAGGGCUUGUAAAAAUUCUUGCCCUCACUGCAUUUUAUUUUCAGAGCUUCCCCUAAUAAAUUCCAACAUGUAGAUAUUGACUGGACACCAAUUUGAUCCUUAUGUUUCUCAAUGCCUUGUUUCUGUACUACAGUGUUAUAGCAAUUCAUGAAAUAUAUUCAGACAAAUAAAGAGCAUCCACUUGUCCUCAAGAGAGCUGAUAAUGUCUGAGAAAUUGCUAAUGACCAAAGUAAAUAUUUACAUGUAGUUAAUAUUUUAGUUUCUGUCCCCUUUGUAGUCUGUAUGUGACAGAAUUCCAGAUAUUUUUACCAUCCUUUAAGUAUUAUUUGCAAAGAGAAAACACAUUUUUGAAAUACAAAAAUUCUUCUUUAAACUAAAUAAAAGUAAAAUACACUUGCUUUCAAUUUAGCACAUGAACUGUACAGAAGUUGCACAAAAACAUGGAAACACAAAAAAAUCAGUACAUGCCUAUUAUGGUGUAGGAAACCCAUUGGCUUUCAAAACACCUUCCAGUUAUCUCAGAAUGGAUAAGUACAGACCCGUAUGGUUUUUAAGGGCAUUAUUCCUGCAAAAUAGUGGCAAGUUGAGUUACCAGUCAUGGAGGUGGAUAGUGAUCAUACAUCCUUUUCUCCAAAGUAGGUUACAAAGCCUCAAUUAUAUUGAGAUCUGAUCAAGUGUUGCGACCAGAGGAGUUGUGACAGUUCAUUUUCAUGCUCACAAAGCCAGUCCUGGACAAUGCAAGCUGUGCGAACAGAGGCCCAAUCCUAUUGGAACAUAGAAUCAUCCUCACUGGGAAACAAACAUUAUAACAAGGGGUGGGCCUGAUUCACCAAAAUGUCCACAUAACCCUUGGCAGUAAUGCAACCUUGCACAGUAAUCAGGGGGCCCAUGGAACAACACACUAUGGCUGCCCAUAUCAUCGCUGAACCCCCGCCAUCUUUCACUCUUGGGGUUAAAUUUCACCAGAAGUUGGAAACAGUGCCAAAAAAGACUCAUACGACCAAGUGACUUUCUUCCAGUGCCCCACAGUCCACAUUUUAUGGCUUCAGCAUCACUUUUUUUGUGCUAUGGGCAUUUGCAUCACUGAUGAGUGGUUUUGGCAUUUCAGUUUGUCCUGAAAUUCCCUGCUUAUGGAACUCCCUUCACAUUUUUGCGCCGACAGGUUUUUGCGAUUGCAAUAUUUGGUUCUGCAGUACUUUUGCAGCUGUUGUCCUCUUAUUUUUUGUCACAAUUCUCUCCAGUGACUAUUUGUUACAAUCGCUCAAUACACUCUUUCACCCGCAUUGUAACUUAGCAGAUGACUUUUUUCCACUUCCCAUGCGUGCAGCAUAAAUUUUCGCUAUGGUGACCCUUGAAACACAAAACAUGUCAGCUCCAUUGGUUGCAGAAGCACCAACAACUUGCCCACAUUCAAAUUCACUUAGCCCCAAUAUAAUACACUCGCAACUACACAGAACAUUGUUCUGGCCAUGAAUUACACUUGCAAUGUACAGGCACUCUUCAUGGUCAAAUACAACAGUGCAACCUGCAAGCUUGGCUAGCCACUGCUUUUACGUUAAAGCACGCAUGUGUCUUGGUGUUUCCAUGUGUUUGUCCAACUCUUGUAUUUAAAUUAAAAUAAAAUUUCAGUUGAAAAUAAUUUGUGUAAAUGCUUGUUCAUAAAUGUAACAAUAAUUUAGCUUUUCAUGGUACAAUAUCACAAUCGGGACACCUCAACAUUGGCCUCUUCGUGUGCAGGGUGACACAGAGAAAGGGGAGAUUUUGAAGUAACAUAAUUUUCAAGACUAAACACAGAUUUGAUGAAAGUGGAUGUAAACAGUAUACUACUUACGUUUUCACUACAGAGUGUCACAAACUGUCUCUUUACUUCUUAAAGAAGAUGUCAGAAAGAUUUACUCCCUUUUGGUUUUCAUAUUGUAAUAACCUGCUAUGGAUACUCCAGAAUGCUCAGUCUAGCUUGUUUUGGGACUAGCAAUGGUUUUUUUCUUCACAUGAACACACCAAGCAGAUGUUACUGUUGUUGCAAUACCACCCUCAUGAUUACAAAAUCAAGGGCCAGUAACACCACCAUAUUACAUGGUACACCAUGCUGUAACUUGGAAAUGUGUAAUGGAUGCCUGUGAAACCCGUAAGGAUUUUCCUGUGCUCAUUAAUGGAAGUUUUGUUUGUUAACACAUCUUUUAAGAUGGAAGUAGGCUUUAGCUGAUGUCGAUAUGUUGUUAAUGAAAUUGACAUCCUCAUCCAUUUUAACCUACACCUUUUCGCUAAACUUCCUAUGUGACACAGAUUAUCAGGGAUUUAGUUGUUGCACAAUCUGUAAUGUAUAAGGAUGGUAUGUUAAGUCGUGCAAUAUUCUUUGUAUGCUUUGUUGCCCAGUCUCUAGUGCUGAUGCAUGUUGUCAAAUGGAGCAUUGAGGGCUCUUCAUGGUGGAAACUUGAAAGGCUGCAAUGUUCUCUGAGUAUAUACCAUUUGAACACUGCCUGAAGGCUAUGUUUUCAAGGCUGAACCAGUUUCUUCAAAAUUAAGCCACCACAUUGUAUUCGCAUGAGCAGGUGGGAUGAAACCAUGAGCUAGCUGGUAAUGCUCUCAAGAUACCUUUUGUGCAGCAGUCACACUAUUGCCCUGCUUGUGAAAGGCUCUAACAGCGACAGCACAUUCUGUACCACCUCCGUGCUGCAAGAUUACUAAUUGAAUCGCAUUCACAACUGUUUCUCAUUAUUUCUGAACAACUGCCUGUAUUACGGUGGUGACGAGUAAUUUCCCAUUUCCCUGCACCACCCUUUAUGAGCUUUGCACAUUUGUGGGUGUGUCUUCACAUCCAUGAAAGAAAUUCUGCCAUCAUACAGCCUUUUUGCAAGACACAUUUUGGAAGUUACUACCUGUUGUUGUGUUCUUACUUUGCUUGGAAACUCCUCCCAUAGCUAUAAAGAAAUUUUUUUGUAUGGCAACCUGUGUCCUGAUUAUUUCUUGUUAUUUGAUACAAGAUGAAAGCAUUCACAGAUACCAUUAUAAAAAGGCAGAAAAACAAUUUCUUCUUCCGUUUUGUUUGCCUUCUCUUCAAUGGGUAAUGUACCCCCCUGCUUCUUCAGACUCAAAAUCUAAUGUAUAAAACAGCUUCAAACUUAUGAAUACUUGAAGUAUGGUUUUAACGUGUUAAACAUUUGACAUUGAGCAUGUAAAAUGUGUAUGGCUGAUGACAUUGUAGUUUUUCAAGCAUCUCAUUGUUUAUGACCUCAUAUUUUUUAUACAAAUUGCUGUACAGUGAUAUAAUUUUGCAGGUAAAUUGAGUAGUUUAUGUGGAUACUGUCAACAAAAUCAGUUGUGAAUAGGAUUAGUACUGAAAAUAUAAUAAAUUAAAAUGUCAUGCCCGAUGCUGAAAUUUGACUGUGUGAACAGAGAAAAAUGUAGCAAGUGAUAAACCUUUUAUCUUUUCUUUAAUUUAUGUUCAUAUCAAAUAAAAAAAAGUUUUGACUAAGUUUGAAAUUACCUAUAAAGAUUUUUGGAAGUUGCUAAGUCAACAAAUUCUCAAAUACUGAAUGAAUAUAAUCAGGGUAAUUUGCACGCCACAAGUUACGCUGCCUCAAGAUAUAUGCGCAGCUUUUAAUUUUAAUACUUGUGUUAAUGUGUUGAACCUUUAAGGCAGGAUUAUACCUCAUAGUGAGCAGAUUGUGACAGCAUUUUAAAUUUGGUCAGUAAUUAUAUUAAGGGGACUGGCCCGUGAAUACCAGGGGAAACCUUGAAAAAAUUGUCAGUUUUCUAAGCCAUGUAACUCAAAGAAUAAGAUUUGUUAGCGUAUAUAAUGCUUACCACUUUCAAAACAUCUUUUCACAUCAUUUUUAUGUAUGAACCACAGCUUAAGCUCUCACAA
This is a messenger RNA of Schistocerca cancellata (South American locust), 6302 nucleotides long. RefSeq lists its product as uncharacterized. Lineage: Eukaryota; Metazoa; Arthropoda; Insecta; Orthoptera; Acrididae. Gene Ontology annotation, cellular component: endoplasmic reticulum. The transcript is spliced from 7 exons. Gene Ontology annotation, molecular function: hydrolase activity. The record is from RefSeq and is a predicted model, not a curated record. Gene Ontology annotation, biological process: GPI anchor biosynthetic process. The coding region runs from base 150 to 1223 and encodes 357 amino acids.